This is a messenger RNA of Polychytrium aggregatum, 3584 nucleotides long. RefSeq lists its product as uncharacterized. Bases 121 to 3459 code for a protein of 1112 amino acids. The transcript has 21 exons. The record is from RefSeq and is a predicted model, not a curated record. Gene Ontology annotation, biological process: regulation of GTPase activity. NCBI's taxonomy places the organism in Eukaryota, Fungi, Chytridiomycota, Chytridiomycetes, Polychytriales.
GCCGCCACACUGCAUUGCCGUCGCCGUGUCCUUGAUCCCCUUCUCGCCGAGUCGGUCUCGUCAGGAUCGUCCUCUGGAUGGCUUGCUUGGGCAUUCUGCGACGAGAAUCCCAGCAAUCUGAUGGAGCCACGCGGCGCUCGCCUCAUAGCACCUAGCUUACGCCGUCACCUGUUGUUUGGGCCUGCAGAUGACAUCUGCAACCCAUACUGCAUCCUGCAGCUCGAUAAUCGCGCCAGGACCGAAGUCAAGACGGCCGUAUGUUGGAACACAUCUUUGCCGUUCUGGAGCGAGGAAUUCAUCUUUGAGGACCUCGAUGAUCUCCGAAAGCUCAGCUUUGUCAUCUGGAACAGCCUCAAGAACAUGCCCGAUACCCCGAUCGCCAAGCUCGAUCUUCCUCGAUGCCAUUUGCUCAACGAUGGCGACCAGUGGUUUAGUUUGAUGUCGAACGGCUCUGAAGGAUCGGCCCAUGGCGAGAUCCGUUUGAGAAGCCGAUACUAUCCGCCCAUGCCCCCGGAGCGGGCCGUGGCAACCGUCUCUGUUCAAGUGAUUGCAGCUCGUAACCUGGCCCCACAAGCAGAUGCCCCGAGGCCUUUCGUGACCUUGCAUUUGCUCCCCGAUCCUUCUGCCGAGUCUACCCAGCAAACCAAGACGCAGCCCCCGACGCGCGAUCCAGUGUUCUCUGCUGAGACAUUUAUCUUCCCCCUAAAGUCUAGCCAGCCUGAACAGGAGUUGCACGUUUCGGUUUGGAACGAAAAUCUGAUCGACAGUGAGAUGCAGUGUUUCCUGGGCCACCUGACUGUCCCUGUGGCUCAAAUCGUUGAGCAGACCAAGGAGAGUCGGAGUGCCUGGCUGGAUCGGUGGUAUCCACUGCUGCCACGCCCCCAUAUCACCAUGGAUGAAAAGAAAGGCAUCUUCAGAAAGAAGCUUCACUCCGAAGAAGAGCGGAGGAACCGUCCACGAGCGCUUAUCAAGGCCCUCCAGUCCAAGACUUCGGAAUACGGACGCGAUCGACGGGCACAUACCUUUUUCGAAUCUCGCACCGCAAUGGCAUACUGCAUCCACUGCGGCGGCAUCCUUGUCGAGAGCCACCUGCAGUGCUCCGAAUGCCAGAUUUCCAGCCACUACAGAUGUCGAGAUCUCGUUUACCCCAGCUGUGGCAGCGCAGGCACCAUCCGGAUCAAGUGGCAGUACAACGAGUCGUUUGUGCUUCCGUUGCCAUAUUACGAGCCCAUGCUCAACCUUCUUUACCAAAACGACUAUGCCUUGCUGAUGCUGAUUGGAAAAGUCAGCCCCGAGCGCGAAGAUGCUGCUAAAUGCCUGGUCCGGAUCUUUGAAACCAACGGCAACAUCGGCCACUUCUUGAGAAUGCUUCUCCGCAAUGAAAUCCGGAACACACCGUCGGCAAAGACCCUCUUCAGAGGCAACUCUAUGGCUUCAAAGGCUCUUGAUGUUUACAUGAAGCACGUUGGACUCAACUACCUCCAGUCGGUCCUAAAAGGCGUGCUCCAAAACAUCAUCGAGAAGAACCAGCCUUGCGAGAUCGACCCUGUCAAACUCGAGAAGGCCGACAGCAAGGUCCUUCGAGAAAAUAUCCGCAACUUGACCCAGUAUAACUUCCACAUCACCGAAGCUAUCUUUGGAAGCUUUGGGGUUUUCCCAGGACAACUUCGUGAGAUUUUCGAGUUCAUUCAGAACGAAGUCCAGGACCGGUUCUCCGACACCGAGAACGUUCGAUACACCUCCGUGACAGGCUUCAUCUUCCUGCGGUUCUUUGCGCCUGCGGUCCUCUGCCCCCGCUUGUUCGGCAUCGACCUCCCCCCGCUCGAUGCGCGCUCCAACCGCACGCUGGUGCUCUCGGCCAAAGUUCUGCAGAACAUGUCCAAUCUCGUGACUUUUGGCCAGAAGGAGCAGUGCAUGGAGGUCAUGAACAGCUUUAUUUUGGACCGUAUGAAAGGACUCAAGACAUACGUCGAUGAGAUCUCUAGUCCCAACGAGCAGGUGCUUGAGCCUGUCCAACGAGAAGUGGUCAACACUAUCGACUGCGACAAAGAGGCGUCUGAGCUGUAUGGGAUCCUCAGCCGCUCGAUCUCCAAGAUGACCGCCCCCGAAUAUGCAUCGGCCCAAAUCACGCCCCUGGUCCAGAAUCUCGACAUCGAGCUUCAGCGCGUUGCGAGCAUACUCGAAGAGAAGGCGGCGUUCACCAAGAUUGUGCUGCCAACCACGCCCUUUGUGAUCGGCGAGGAUGUCCUCCCCACGGAAGCCCUGGGUGAGCUGGAGCAUGAGAUCAGUACCGAGAAUAUGGUCAAUGCGUACUCCUCCAUGAGCAACAACACAGCAAUCCAUGGACAGAGAUCCAGCUUCCGGCACUCUGUCGAUCUGGCCAAGGAUGCCUCGGGUAUGGUCCGAACCCUGGAUCGCGUGUCCCACGACAGCCACCGAAGCAACGGCAGAAACAGCGGCAGCGACUCGCCGCAGUUGAUCUCGGGGUCUCCGGACUCGUCCGGCAAACGGAGCGGCCCUCUUGCCGAGACAAAGCGCAACCUGCCCAAGGAGGCUCUCGAAAAGAUCCGCCUGGACCUGGCCAACAUUCGACUCAAGAGCCAUCGCAGCCGAGGUGCCCUCGAUGCCGGCCUACACAAGGCUCCGAGCCUGCACCCGACACCAUCGAUGAACUCGGCCUUGAGCGACCCAUCCUCGGGGACGUCGUCUGCGUUCACAGCCAAUUCCAUCGGCCUGAUCACAACAUGUUUCUGCUGCAACGGCGCGAUCCCGCCGAACACGGCCGUGGUCAACUUUGAGUCCCGAACAUGGCUCGCUACCCACUUUAACUGCUCAAAGUGCCACCGAUCGCUCAAGCACACCAACGCGUACCUGUCCGACAACGCCCUCUACUGCGAAGAACACAUCAAGUCCCGGCCGGCCGACAACAAAUGCAACGGCUGCGGCCUACCGAUCAUGGGCCCGAUCGCCGAGGCGGACGGCAAACGAUACCAUGCCCUGUGCCUGAUAUGCAACUCGUGCGGAAUCAACUUGACGUCCACGCUGAUUCCGUACGAAGGCCAGAUCUUUUGCCGCAACUGCUACCUGUGGAAGAUUGGGCUGGUUUGUGCCAAGUGCAAGGAGCUGAUCCAGACCGAGUAUUUUACCGUCAACGGCGAGAACUUUCACGUUGACUGCCGGACUUGCGAUCAAUGCGGCUCACAGCUGGCUGGAAAGGAGUACUUUACCCUCGGCGACCAAGUCUUUUGCCUGGAGCACCGCGGCAACGUCAUCCGAUGUCGCGAAUGCCAUCAGCACAUCGAUGGCGAGGUCUUGAUUGCCCUGGAGUCGCAGUCGUACUUCCACAUCGAGCAUUUCAACUGUCGCGAAUGCCAGCGAAACCUGGCGACCCAGACGUUCUUUGAGAUUGACGACCAGCCGUACUGCAAGACGUGCUAUCUCAAGAACAGUACUGUCUAAGGCCGACACAGGACGAUGGCUCUGUUUAUUGUAUCCUUUACUCGCCCCCUUUUUUUCUUUCUUCCUUCCUUCCUUUCAGCCUGAGCCCCUCCUCUCCCACCCACCCCAUCAGUCCUGAUGCACCU